GUGAGUACGUCUGCUUCUUGUUAGCGAUCGUCUGGAUGAAGGAUGGCCAAACUGCGUCCAGUGACUCCGGAGCACCUCAUCUCUGCAGAGCCGCUCCAUGGAAGUCCACGUUCCACGGGCGGCGAGGGCUGGGAGCCUGACGGGCUCGGCUACGGGAAGCCACGAGCACUGACAGAGAACAGCUCGGGUCUCCCUCCGGCGGACGGGAUCAGCGAGGCUGGCGAAGUGUUUCCGAGAGACGCUCACUCCAGUAGUCUCCGGACGGAGCCCGACAUGGACACCAUAAUGCCGCUCCGCCACGGGACGAGUCAGAUGGCUAAUGUCGUCAGUCCCGCCAGCAGCGAAGAGGACUAUUUAGAAGGUGUGGAUGGAGUGAAAGCAGGGGGCAGUAGAGGGUACCUAAGACUCUCCAGCAACUUCACAACUGUAGAGCAUCCUCUUUUGGAUAGUGAUUUCUUUGAAGGAGAUAUCACAGCCCAGGCUCUGGCUGUCUGCAAACGAAGAGUGACUCCACCCUUACUACAUCUUCCUGAAACUUAAGCUGUUGUUGUGUGUGCUAGUUGUCCAUGUAAAGGGCCCGCCGGUGUUUGCACGGCAGUUUGUUCCCCCAGUGGGUUGGAGGAAGCUGAGGAUCAGUCAGUACGACCUGGAGCCUCCUCUCUGGCAGAGGAUCCUCAACACUGUGUGGCCGUCCCUCAUCUGCCUCCUCCUCCUCACCUCAUGUGCCACACAGAUCAUCACCUGCUUCCGCAGGGACCAGGUACAGGUAUUCCCCAAGAAUGGCUCCGACGGAGUGAUGCACUACCACGUCAGCUGUGAGAGACACAUACUCACCUCCUUCCUCAUCCCCGACCUCCUCCUAUUCUCCGCCUUCAUCUACGGCCUCUACAUCUUCCGCUGGGGCCAGACCGAGCAACUCACCACUCUCACUGAAGCUGUGUUCCUGGGAAUCAUGAGCAGAAGUAGCGGUCGCUACUGUCACAAGCGGCUGACUCGAACUCUGCAGCUGAUGAUGGUGAUCGGAAUAGCCUGGGUCGUCUUCUCCUUCGGUGUCAACGUCUUCAGAAGCCAGUCCCUCCAUCUCCUGGACGCCAAUACCCAGAUACAGUGGAUCCCCUCGUACCGCUCUGACACUAACAGCUCCAACCUGAUAGAGAGAUGGGUGUUUGUGGUUGUGACUCUGCUGGGGUUUGUGGUUCUGGACAUGGCGUACGCUGCAGUGGUCAUCAACUACUCCACCCAGUGCCAGCUUCUCGUCUUCCUCUUCUCCUCCAUCUGCGAGCGGAUCAGAGCCAAAGACUGGGGCAUCGAGCGAACCAUCAAGGAGCUGAAGAGUGCUAGAGAAUUUCUGAGCAUGCUCAACAGCCACCUGUCGCGGGCCGUCUCACUCCUCCUCUUUAUCUUUCUCACGACCUCUGUCCAGGCAAUAUGGGGCCUACAGAGCGUCAAAAAGGAGCAAGAAAACUUUACUCUCGAGGUCACUACUGGACUCCUCUCCAUAGUCCAAUGGUCCUUCAUGUUGGUGCUACCUCUCAUCCAGGCGUCGCGAGUGACUCGAGCAGCUGCUCGACUGAAGAAGGUGGGACUGGAGGUGCGGUCUCGGCCGUACAGCUACCUGGAUACUCCACAACUCGACCUCGACUCCCUGGUUCUCUAUACCACCAGCCUCAAAAUGAGUGCUAAAUUGGUCAACCUCCCGAUCUCUCCCUCAGUGGUGGGUGUCCUCUUCUUCACAGUGGGGGUUGUUCUGUUCCUGGUGUUCCAGUUGGACACCUACCAUUGGGCCGUCUGGCUCUAGUCCCAUUCCCAGAACCCCAUUCUCAUUCCAUCCAUUUCUAUUCCACUGACUGGACGAGGUUGGAGAGGGCUGUGCUGGCAGAGGUGUCCCUGUGGGUCUCUGAGAAGUUGAGUCCCGUCUCCAGGCAGGCAGCCAGCCGCGGAUCCAGGGGAACUCGACCUACAGAGAAAUAUUGCGAGAGUCUUAGAGCUCAGAGGAUUGUAAAUAUUGAGAAAAAGGGUCAUGGAUUGACGUCCAACACUGCUCCCCCCCAUAAUGGAAACCCCCC
Molecule: messenger RNA, 2066 nt
Organism: Geodia barretti
Lineage: Eukaryota; Metazoa; Porifera; Demospongiae; Tetractinellida; Geodiidae
Source: the annotation of a GenBank genome assembly